Cladocopium goreaui is the source of this 706-nucleotide messenger RNA. The record is from the annotation of a GenBank genome assembly. Lineage: Eukaryota; Dinophyceae; Suessiales; Symbiodiniaceae.
GUCAUUCUCAGCUUUGUACUGUAGUUGCAAUCCAGAUCUUCACCAUGCAGUCCAUGCCAGCAAUGCCGCCAACGAGCGGGAAUAUGAACCGAGGGCCGCCCCAAGCCUUUCAAAGUAUGCCUCCUCAAGUCGGCGGGCCGCAGGGAACUGCCCCACCGAUGACAAAUUUCGGCUCGAUGGGCAACGUUCCCAGAACUGCCAUUCCAGGGACAGGUAUGCCUGGAGGAGUUCCCAUGAGCGGACCACCGAUGUCUGCUGCUUCCAUGCAGGGUGGAUACCAGCCAGGUCCAAUGAACUCAAUGCCAAAUAUGGGCUCAAUGCCGGCCAUGCCAGGCGGCUGUGGCGGCUGUGGAAGUGUUGCAUAUGGCGCACCAGGACCUGCACAAGGCCCGCCUUUGGCGAUGCAGGGUCAGUUCAUGCCUAAUGUAUCGCGCCCACAGAUGACCAGUGUGGCCAACCCUCCAGUCGUCGCAGGGAACAUCCAAUAUGGCCCGUCGUACAAGAUGCAGUACCAGAAGCGCUCCACAACUGACAAAUCUGCUGUGAAGUACACUGGUUUCUUGCCCCUGGAAGGAGUCUAUGAGGAAGACACUUGUCGCAUUGGGUGAGGGAAGAGAAAGCCUGCUGUCUCACAAAUACAGUCUUUUGUUUUGAAACCAGUGAUCAUUGUACUCUUAUCAUCUCUUACAUCUCUUAUUUGGUCUCA